GCAGUUAAAAAAAGUUCGAUUUAAGUUGUUAGUUAUAGAGGGGGCUCCUUUCUCGAAAUCUUCGAAUGCAUUUAUUCUUGUGUGUGUAUCUACGAAAAGGAGCAAGAAAAACUAUUAUGUCGAGCAGAAUUGAAAGUGAAAUGUUCGUAGCCUGCGCCGAGUAGUUUCCUGUCUGUCUAGUUUUUAUUUGGGUGUGUCCCUGGCGAAAGUGUGCUGUGCAUUUAACUAUCCAAAACGAUGGGGGAGAAUAAUGCGAGGUUAGAAAAUUAUGAGAUGCUUAAGGCAUUGUACGACUUUGAGGCUACAUUCGCCAAAACUCUUAGCUUUCGUGAAGGGGAUCAUUUCAUAUUACAUCAGACAAAUACCAAGCAAAGAAAUUGGUGGCAAGUAGUGAAUAGUAAAGCUCAAGUUGGAUAUAUUCCAUCCAAUUAUGUCACUACCAAAAAGGUACAGCCACAAUUUUUAAUCGACUUCUUGGAUGGAUCUAUAUUGACACUGCAAUCAGAAAUUAAUAAAAGCGGUGAUACGCAUAAGCAGGAUUUGUUAUGUAAUUUGUUAGCGAGAAGAAAACAAAUAGUUUUAAAUAAAAAACAAGGUGGACCGAGUCAUAAGAGACAAGCACCGUUGGCUCCUGAUUUUGGAAAUACUACACCAACCAAAGAAACUGUUCCUCCUGCUACCUGUAUUCAUUCAGAUGGAGAUGUCAGACUUAUACAGAGUAAUACUUCUUAUGCAACUGCACAAACUACUCUACAUGCUAAUUCUGAACAAGGAGAAGUAUAUAAUACUCAAUGUAGACGUCAGUCAGUAACUGAACAACGUAGACAAUCUUUUCCUCGUCAGUCUAGUUCAGAGACGAUUCAAAAAGCUUAUCCUACAACACCAGAAGUACAUAAGAGUCCUUCUCAUACUACUGUAAGAACGUCUCCUAAUGGUUCACCUGUUAAAAGUAAUUCAUUGUGUAAUAUCAAUUCCAAAACGGCUUAUCAAUUACUCGACAAAGUUCGUAGAAAUACUCAAUUAAGUUAUGAAAUGUCUAAAGUGGCGGUCAUCGUUGUUGUGUCAGAAUUACAACAUCUGUUACCUGAUAGUGUUAAUCAUUAUUUUGAAGCAUUAUUGCAUCAAUUAGAAACACCGUUAACUGUAUCAAAAAUGAAUAUCGAAGAAACAUAUGAUGCUAGUAGACUGAAAAUUAUUUUUACUGAACUCACUACACGUAAAGAAGAUUCUCAGCAAAGAAAUUGGAUGCUUUACGAGGAUGAAUCUGUUAUAGUAGAAAACAUCACUGAACUUACAUCCAUAUUGACAAAUGCAGAUGCAAAUGUUUCAAGAUACAUUUUAAAACAAGAUCAAUACGAUGGUGUUAAUGUUUUAAUUCAGUAUUAUCAAAUGGAACCAAGAUGGACUAUAAGACAAUUAUUAUUGCAAUCGUUUGGUGUAAUGUGUAGUUUAGAUUCUGUCAUUUUAACUAUUAUGUUAAACAGCAUAUUACCAAUGGAAUUAGCAAGAGAUAUGAGGAGUAAUCCAAGAAAUGUACAGAAAUUAAAUUAUUCUUCAUUGCUGCUUAGUAUGAUAUUUUCAAUGGGUGAACCAAUGCCAGUUACACAUUGGGAACAACUAGGAUCUGAUUUUGUCUCGUUCCUUUUGGAUUUAAUAGAAAAUCCACCGGAUUCUGAUUUGGAAGAUCAAAUUCCUGAUUUAUUCGUCAAUUUAAUAUUAUCAUAUAAUCUUCAAUUUACUAAUUCGGAAAAUGCAGUAAUAAGUGCAUUAAAGGAGAGAACUGUAGCCAAAAUAUUUACCGAAAAAAUUCUAUUCCUUUUUAACAGAGAAGAGGAUCCAGUAAGAAUAUUUGAUCACGAACCACAGCCUCCUCAUUCAGUAUUGAAAUUGUUUAUCGAUUUGUUUAAUAACGAUUAUACAGCAAGUCUUUUUUAUACCAACGAUGUAAAAGUCUUGAUUGAAAUUAUCUUAAGACAACUUUUUGAUAUGUAUCCUGGUGAUAAGCGAAGACAAUAUUUAGAAUUGUGUCGCAGAGUAUUACGUACUUCAAGUUAUAAUGAACAUCGUCAUCAAUCGGAAGAUCUUUUAAAAUGUUUUACAAGGAUAUUUUGCGAGGAAACACCUGAGAGUCAAGAGGAUCAACAAUUGGUACGUGAAAUCAGCAACGAAUUUCCACAUUUAUUUAAAAUGUGACCCUUACUUACAUCCUCCGAUAAUAAAGACUUGGAGGAAGAUGAUCUACAAACUCUGGUAUGAAGCACAAAACAUGAAAGUAGAAUUUAUGCUCGACUUUCUGGUGAGAUAUCUUCCUUAUUUUUUAUAACUCGCCUUCUAAUAUAUAAACAUAUAUAUAUAUAUAUAUAUAUAUUAUAUAUUUUUU
Polistes dominula (European paper wasp) is the source of this 2380-nucleotide messenger RNA. Its product is annotated as NCK-interacting protein with SH3 domain. Gene Ontology annotation, molecular function: protein binding; Arp2/3 complex binding. Lineage: Eukaryota; Metazoa; Arthropoda; Insecta; Hymenoptera; Vespidae. Gene Ontology annotation, biological process: endocytosis. The record is from RefSeq and is a predicted model, not a curated record.